Molecule: messenger RNA, 5191 nt
Organism: Eleginops maclovinus (Patagonian blennie)
Lineage: Eukaryota; Metazoa; Chordata; Actinopteri; Perciformes; Eleginopidae
Product: DENN domain-containing protein 5B-like
Exons: 21
Coding region: 213-4004 (1263 amino acids)
Molecular function (GO): guanyl-nucleotide exchange factor activity; small GTPase binding
Source: RefSeq, a predicted model, not a curated record
UCCCCUUCUGAACAACGAGAUGACCAUCGCCGGAUCCCGCUGAGCCCGAUCAGAGUCACAGAGACGGGCGGGACGAAAGCUUCCAGUGCACGGAUCAGGAAAGCGAGAACGAAGGGGGGUGGAAACAUUUGGGAUUAACCUCAUCAACUAUGAACAUCCACCACGUUGAGUAGCAGCAACACGAAGCUCUAACACCUUAAAUCGCGUCGAGGAUGAGCGGGACUGCAGCGGCCACCGGAUCGGCUUCCUGCCGUUUCGCCCACUAUUUUGUUGUGUGUGGAGUGGACACAGAGACGGGCCUGGAGCCGGACGAUGGAGCAGGUGAGGGCUUCGAGCAGAGCCCCAUCCGACGUUCGUUCAAGUCAAAGGUUCUGGUGCACUACCCCGAAAGCACAGACAAGAACCCCUUCAAUAAAGAUGCCAUCAACAUGCUCUGUAUGCCGAGGGGUCUUUCCUUCCGCACACAGACAGAGAGGCUUGAUUCUCAGUUUCACUCCUUCACAAUGUCUUUUGAUGACGGCACACGUUCCUACGGCUUUGUGCACACCUUCUACGAGGAGGUGACCAGUGCCCAGAUCAUCACUGCCAUGCAGACCCUUUUUCAGAUGCACCACGUGGAGCACCAUUCAGCUUCAUCCGCCUCUUCUCCCUCUUCCUCGUCUUCUACUGCCUCCUCGCCCUCCACCUCCAGCAUGGACUCGCUCGUGAGCAGCUUGGAUGAGUCAGACGCUGAGUCUGUGGCUGGGCUCUCCUCCUGCCUCGGUUGCGCGGGCUCCUAUGAUCCAGCACGGGACACUCUGUACGUGUCCAAAGCCCUCUGCCUGCUCACGCCGCUCCCCUUCCUACAAGCUGCUCGACAGUUUCUAUCUCAGCUGCACCAGGCUGUGACCUCUCACACAGCCCCACCCCUCCCUAUAGAGAGCUACAUCCAUAACAUCCUGUACGAGGUCCCGCUGCCUCCCCCUGGCAGGUCCCUGAGGUUCCACGGGGUGCAGGGGCCCAUCGUGUGCCAGCGGCCCGGGCCGGGGGAGCUUCCUCUGGGGGAAUUUCCUCUUGGGGAGGCCUUCUCGCUGCUGGGGGUGGACAAUAUGGUGCAACUUAUUACCUGUGCACUUUUGGAAACGCAAGUCUUGCUCUGCUCCAAAGACUACCAGCGUUUGAUGACAGUGGCUGAGGGCAUCACCACUUUGAUAUUCCCAUUCCAGUGGCAACACAUCUACCUGCCCAUUGUUUCUGCACCACUGCAUCACCUCCUGGAGGCUCCUGUGCCAUUCCUGAUGGGCAUCCAGCGCAGAGAGGGAGCGCAGCGUUCCUCCCUCCACCUACCACACGAGGCUAACAUGUGCUUUGUGGACAUUGACAAUCGCUGUGUUGAGGCCCCCGAGGCCCUCCCCGAGUUUCCAAACCAUGCCGAGCUGAUCCAGGAGUUGAGUGAGGUACUGCUGCGUUUUGGACUUCCUCCACAGGGCGGUGUGACCAAAAAGCCUGACACUGCCUCCCCUCACCUGAGCAGCCUGGUGCUGGAGGACCUGAUGGAGGACAGGAGGAACGGGAACCUCGGAGGAGAGGAGCUAGCUGUGCUGGAGAGGCUGCAGGCUCUGGCGCGGAGGUGCGGGGGAGAAAAGAUGUCGGAUGCAGGGAAGACACUGGGACACGUGUUUGAGGAGGAAGAAGAGGAGCUGAAGGCUGCAAAGCUGAACAUUCAGUUGAGGGAGGUGUUCGCUGGACGUUUUUCUGCCAUGUUUGGAAGGUAUGAGGAGUUUGUCAUCCACAGCGCUCUGGAUUUGGAUUCCUGGUUGAGCAACCGAGAGGGGACGUUGAGCUUCGACAAGGGUUCCUUCCUCUCCGUUCAGCCUGCGACCCACUUGCACUUCCUGUCCCGGUUCCUGGAAACAUGCAUGUUUUCUUCCUUCGUGGAUGGGAAGGUGAUAUCUCGCUGGGCGGAGAGAGAGCCACUGCAGCAGCUGUUUGACAGCCGUCUGGAGAGGGAUCGACUGUACGACACAGAUGAAGAGGACUCCCGUAACUGUCGCUACAGAAAAUGCACCACGGGCUUCGAGUCAGCUCAGGCCGUUGAGCGCAGACUCCUGAAGGCUGACCACACCGCCAUACACCCCCACCUGCUGGACAUGAGGAUCGGCCAGGGUCGUCAUCAGCCAGGUUACUUUCCGAAGCUUCAGGCUGACGUGCUCACACAGGGACAAAACACCAACAAGUGGUCCGGCCGUGUUACAGCUUCACGCAGGACUGAGCUCAAAAGAUCAACGGCGACUGACCACUUGGGAGUGGACAAUGAACAGAGACAGAAGCAUGCAUUUGCAAGGAAGACCCUCCACCAGUCUAAGCUGCUUGAUUCGUCGCCUCAAGCUGUCACCCAGAAUCACAGAGAGUUUGUGGAUGGGCUGCUGAGUGAGUGUCGUCUGAAGACUAAACGGAUGUUGAUGGAGAGGAUGGGGAAGGAGAGUGUUGAACUGGGUCAGGGAGAAGCCAACAUCACGGGCCUGCAGGAGAACACACUCAUCCAUGGCCUGUGUGACCUACUGGAGAGAACCUGGGGCCAUGGUCUGCAGCUGAAACAGGGAAAGUCCGCCCUUUGGUCUCAUCUGCUCCACUACCAGGCGGCCUGGGGGAAGAACGAGACACCAGCUGAGUCUCAAGGCUGUAGCAGUUUGGACCAGAUGACGUUUGAGGAGGGCGCUCUGCUCCUGAGAGGAUCUUUGAUACAGGAUAUGAGGUUUAUCCAGACCACGAGUGAGGGUCUGUCUGAGGUUGGUCAGGCUCGGGCUUGGAUCCACCUGGCUCUGGAGAAGAAAAUGCUUUCCCAGCACCUGAAGGAGCUGCUUACAAAUCAGGAGCUGCUCAGGCAGCUGUAUAAAUGUCAUGCAUUCCUGCUCUGUGAGGAAGAAAGGGAGCAGUUUCUGUUCCACCUGCUCUCUCUCAACACUGUGGACUACCUCUGCUUCACACGCGUCUUCACCUCCAUCAGUAUUUCAUACCGUGUUGUUAUAAUACCCAUGAAGAAGCUGAGCAUUGCCAUGGCAGCAGUUGACCCUUGGGUGUGCGUGUCAGGAGAACUGGGUGAUUCAGGAGUUCGACAGAUCACAAAGAAUACACAAGAGAUUUAUUUCCAGUGCAAAAACCUGGGCAGGCUGAGCACCCUGCAGCUGGGACAGGAGAACUCAGGCCUGCUGGCCAAGUGUCUGAUUGACUGUGUGAUGGUGUACAAUGAGAUAACUGGACACACCUACAAGUUCCCGUGCGGUCGAUGGCUCGGGAAAGGUGUGGGUGACGGCAGCCUGGAAAGAGUCCUGAUUGGUCAGCUGGUGUCACCUGGUGGAGAGGAGGAUGCUGGAAGGUGGACAGGGACGCCACCAGAGCUGGCCUCUCCCUCCCAGAGUGUGCGGGCAGUGCUGGGAUCGCUUGGCAGCCGAAGCAGAAUGCUUUCUAGUGAAGUACAAGAGGACAUGAGAGAGGCAGCAAACAACCUUGUUAAACACUUUCACAAAUCUGAACAAGAGAGGGGAAACCUGACAGUGUUGUUGUGUGGAGAAGGAGGUCUGGUGCUCUCCUUGGAAAACUUCCUGUUGCACGGGCUCAAAUCUAACCGUCUUUUCCUGAGGAAUGUGUUUGUUUGGGACUUUGUGGAGAAGGCAGUGGUUUCCAUGGAGACUGCUGAUCAGAUGGGUGACCUGCACGGAGCGACGAUGACAAGAGGUCCGCCGUGUGACUCACUGUGCCACUACGUCAACGCCAUCAAUGCUUCUCCACGAAACAUUGGAAAAGAGGGCAAGUUCCAGCUGUUUGUCUGCUUGGGAAUCAGGGACCGGCUUCUCUCUGCGUGGCUCCCACUACUGGCAGAGUUUCCCCUGACAGCGCGGACGUACGAGGAUGGGGCUCUGCUGCGGGACCGAGCUGCUGUCCACUCCCUCUCCCGCAUCCUGCACACUCUCAAUGAGUUUACCAUCACCCUGGAGACUGCACUGGUCAAAGGAGUUGACCUCUGACCCGUGACAGAUUAAUCCCCUGCUCUGUAACCUACAGCAGGAAUGCAGGAUUCAAAAUAUUCAUCUCUCCAUCUGUGGGAUAAGAACAUUCAGAACUUGAGAAAUGGGACUUUAUCAUAAAGGAGGAGUGUGGACUACAUGAAGUCGCUGGCUACUCAAGCUCCAAACAUAUUGCCUUGUUCAAUGAUGUAAAUGUGUUAUAAUGUAUUUGCUUCAGGAAACAGUCCUAUGCUUGUUUACACUGUGAAAUUCUGUUUCCUCGAGGUGAGAUAGAUACAUUGAUCAUCCCACAUACACUACAGUAGAUAUUCCCACAGCUCGAACCAUUACUUGUUCCUGACCCGAGGACAACUAUAACUCUCCUUCAACUGCUGUAUUGCUUGCACUUGAACUUUAAACUAAGCACAUGCAUGGCCAAAAUAUGUUUGUUUGUUUGUUUCAUGUCUUAGUGUGUUGUGAUCUGAAAUAUCAAGACUCAGGCCUUAUUAUAUACAUUUCUUUCUGAUCUUGUUCAUUGGAUAUCUUAGUACAUAUACUCCAGAAAGAUAAUUGUUCGUACUCUACAAUAUGUUAAAAAUCCUAUAUUAUUAUGCUCUUGUUAUACAGUGUGACAUUUUGCCUGUGCUCAUUGUUAACUUCAGUUUGGGCUCACUUACUGAAGAGUUGUGCUCCUGAAAUCCUCCGUUGGUGAAACACUGAAACCAAACUAGUGUCCUAAAUGUGUUGGUUCAAAUAGUGUUUGUCUCUCUUGUAAAAAAGCUUUCCCUGCCUCUCCCAUUCUCAUAAUAUUUUUGCUUUAUUGGACCUUUGAUAGAAUUGUGCCCAUUUGUUCAUAUGGUGUAAUGAAUUUGUGGCAUAUUUUUAUGUACAAAGUCAUUUUAUUUGCGUCUGUUUAAAACAAUAGAUUCCAUUAUGGACACUUUUUAUUGAUUAUGUGGAUGACAGUCAUGUUGCUGUUUCUAAACUGUUCUGUUUUCUUUAAGCAAUGAAUAGAGCACAGUUUCUUAAAAAAAAGCUAUAGGUAUUAUGUUGAUGUUGGUUCAUUUUAAUUGAAUUAUGAAAAUGCUGUCUCCUGCACUGUCCUGCAAGCACUAUGUAACCCACAAUGACCAAGCCUCUACUAUGAUUUAAAUACAGAUUAGAGAAAGCAAUAAUGAAUUGUUAUUUAUGAUUUGUGUUGUAAAAGA